CUCAUACUUGCCAAAUUCGAUUUGUUUUGUGUAGACGUAUGAAAUGUCCUUAAGUUCAAUGUUUUGAAUGUUUUAUAAUAUAUCCUUAUAAAAUGGGUAAUGCUGACACAAAAUUGAACUUCCGGAAAGCUGUAGUUCAGCUAACAUCGAAGAAUCAACCUAUCGACGCUUCUGAUGAUAAUUUCUGGGAUCAAUUUUGGUCGGAAAGCGUGACGAAUGUCCAAGAUGUUUUUGCUUUGGUUCCGGGAGCAGAAAUUCGUGCCUUACGUGAAGAAUCGCCAAAUAAUUUGGCGACUCUGGUGUAUAAAGCUGUGGAGAAAAUGGUCAAAAUCGUAGAUAACAGCUGUCGCACGCAACGGGAACAGCAUACAGCAUUAAACUGCGCCCGAUUACUGACUCGAGUCUUACCAUAUAUGCUAGAGGAACAGGAGUGGCACAGCUUCUUCUGGUCGUCACUACCAGCUGCUGCAGAAAAUGAAUCAGUACCUCUGGCCCAAUCUCUUAUAAAUGCUAUUUGUGAUCUGCUCUUCUGCCCUGACUUCACAGUAACUAGCACUAAGAGAUCGGGUCCAGAGCGUGCCGAGGAACUGUCGUCUUUAGACAGCUGCGAGUACAUCUGGGCGGGCGGGGUCGGCUUCGCGCGCAGCCCCGCCAGCUCCGCCCAGCACGAGGCGGCUCGCACCGAGCUGCUGCGGUUGUUGCUCACGUGCUGCAGCGAGACGGUGUACAGGCCGCCUCAGCAAGCGGCCACACAUCAUAAUAAGUGGAUCGCAUAUCUAACGAGUUCAGAAAACCGUCAUGCAUUACCGCUAUUCACGUCGCUACUGAACACAGUGUGCUCAUACGAUCCAGUGGGUUUGGGUGUGCCUUACAACCACUUGUUGUUCGCUGACACGCUAGAACCACUGGUCGAGGUGGCUUUACAAGUUUUAAUUGUCACGCUAGAUCACGAUACCAGCAAUGCAGUAAAUGAAGAAUCAGAUGAGAGUCUCCCAGACAACCUGUUCAUCAACUAUCUGUCCCGGAUCCACCGCGAUGAAGACUUCGGUCUGGUGCUCCGUGGUGUCACCCGCCUUCUGAACAAUCCCCUGCAGCAGACCUACCUGCCAAACUCCAGUAAGAAGGUGGCCCUGCACCAGGAGCUGUUGGUGCUGUUCUGGAAGAUGUGUGACUAUAACAAGAAAUUCAUGUACUACGUUCUAAAGAGCAGCGAUGUUUUAGAAGUGCUAGUGCCUAUACUCUAUCAUCUUAAUGAUUCAAGAGCUGACCAAUCCCGCGUUGGCCUCAUGCAUAUUGGCGUAUUCAUCCUCCUCCUUUUGUCCGGGGAACGCAACUUCGGGGUGCGCCUCAACAAGCCCUACACAGCCACUGUGCCGAUGGACAUCCCCGUGUUCACGGGGACGCACGCGGACCUGCUGGUGGUGGUGUUCCACAAGAUCGUCACCACUGGCCACCAGAGGCUGCAGCCGUUGUUCGAUUGCUUGCUGACUAUUUUGGUGAAUGUUUCCCCAUACCUCAAGACGCUAUCAAUGGUGGCGUCAACGAAGCUACUCCAUCUCCUGGAAGCCUUCAGCACCCCCUGGUUCCUGUUUUCGCAGCCGCAGAACCACCACCUGGUCUUCUUCCUACUCGAAAUGUUCAAUAACAUGAUACAGUACCAGUUUGAUGGCAACUCGAACCUAGUGUACACGAUAAUCCGCAAGCGCGGCGUGUUCCACAACCUCGCCAACUUGCCGCACGAGCACGCGUCCAUCGCGCGCUCGCUCGCCGCCGCCGAGCGCGCGCGGGACCUCUCCGCGCUGCCCAGGUCUCGAAGUGCCGAGUCGGUGGUGGAAGCGGCGAUGGAAGGUUCUAGACCGGCCCAACCCGCGGAGCCCGGCACCCUCAACCCCACUUUGCCCGAUACACCUGCGAUCGCGACGAUGACGGAGCGCGAGUCGGCGCACCCGCCGGCGCGCGAGCAGCUGCUGCCGCGCCGCGCGGGCGACGGGGAGGAGGGCGCCGAGCCCGAGGGAGCGGAGCGGGAGCGGGACGGGGAGGGGAGGAGCGUCGCGCACAGGGACAGUCUCCGAGUGAGCGAGAAGAGUGAGGAGGAGAGGGCGGAGUGCGGGUGGAAGGCCAGCAGCGAGUGGGUGGCCAGCUGGCGCGGCAGGCUGCCGCUGCAGACCAUCAUGCGGCUGCUGCAGGUGCUGGUGCCGCAGGUCGAGAAGAUCUGCAUCGACAAGGGGCUCACGGACGAGUCGGAGAUCCUGCGGUUCCUGCAGCACGGCACGCUGGUGGGGCUGCUGCCGGUGCCGCACCCGAUCCUCAUCCGCAAGUACCAGCCCAACGCCGGCACCGCCGCCUGGUUCCGCACCUACAUGUGGGGCGUCAUUUAUAUACGAAACGUGGAUCCGCCUAUUUGGUAUGACACUGACGUCAAACUGUUCGAGAUACAACGGGUCUGAGAUAGAUAAUUUGUAUAAAAAAAUUCCAGUAGUUAUUUAUUAAUCACAAUGUAUAUGUUAUCACAGCUAUAUACGACCAAUGGUGGGUUAUGUUGAGUUCUAGAAUAUUAAUGGCAAAUUAUACGUAAUAUUAAAAAAUAUGCACUACCAAAUUUUAUUGUUGUUGCCAACUUUAAGUAGUCGCAUUAUAUUUCGUUAAACAAAUUUUAAAAAACUUAAAUGUCAGACUGACAGUAAGUAAUGUGCAGAUUACGUACAUCCAAAUAUGAUGUUAGUUGACUUUCAUAGGAAUUUUCCUAUCAAGAAUCAAUUAGAAUUUUGCUUCAUUGAUACAAGGGGACUCUAUCAUUCUGUAAUAAUCUGUCAAAUUGACAUUUAACCCAUAUCUUCCCUUAUGCAUCAUUCAUAUGCGUGAAAUGUCACGUUGACAGUUAAAAUUUAAUUCAAGUGUAUAUAAUGUGACUAAAUUAAUUUUGGGUUUCGACAAUACCAUAAUUGUUCUUUAUUUUAAACAACUUACUGCGCUUUUAUUUACAUUUGUGGCUUAGAAUAAACAAUUUUUGUGUAAAUCUAAAAUUAGACUGUUAAUAUACGUAUCUAACAAGGCAUAAUAGGCAACAUUUUAAACCAUCUAUUUGUGAUAAAUUAUAUCCUGUACUUUAGUAAAAUAUUUUAGCUUUGAAUUUUAAAUAAGAAAUAAUAUGUGAACGUGAAUAUUUGAGGCAUACAUUAGAUUUAUUUAUUGUGUUAUUUUUCCGUUAAGGUGUUAAAAAUUUAAAGUUUUUCUAUGAAUCUAUGCUUUAUUGUUUUUCUUAUCUGUAGGUCUAGUCACUUUUCGUGUAUGUAUGUACUUUAAUGUAGUUUUCCGUGCAGUUUGCUUUAAUCGAACAAACUUUAAUGUUUCUUAUGAAUUAUUUAUAUCACCAUUCCAUUUUUAAAAUUUCCCGCCUUUAGAAAAAAUCGGCGUUUUAUGAGGCAAAUUUUACAUUGGCUCCAUUCCUGUCCUUGUUUUAAUUUUAAAACAAAAUAUACCAGAUGACAAAAUGCAUUUUUAAUACUAUAUUAUGUCGAAUAUUAUAUAGAAUAAUG
Zerene cesonia (dogface butterfly) is the source of this 3536-nucleotide messenger RNA. RefSeq names its product protein HID1. Gene Ontology annotation, cellular component: membrane; Golgi trans cisterna; Golgi medial cisterna. The record is from RefSeq and is a predicted model, not a curated record. Lineage: Eukaryota; Metazoa; Arthropoda; Insecta; Lepidoptera; Pieridae. The transcript has 17 exons. Bases 93 to 2447 code for a protein of 784 amino acids.